Sarcophilus harrisii (Tasmanian devil) is the source of this 6041-nucleotide messenger RNA. RefSeq names its product BRCA1 interacting protein C-terminal helicase 1 (gene BRIP1). Gene Ontology annotation, biological process: nucleotide-excision repair; double-strand break repair involved in meiotic recombination. Lineage: Eukaryota; Metazoa; Chordata; Mammalia; Dasyuromorphia; Dasyuridae. Gene Ontology annotation, cellular component: nucleus. The record is from RefSeq and is a predicted model, not a curated record. Gene Ontology annotation, molecular function: DNA helicase activity; ATP binding; hydrolase activity, acting on acid anhydrides, in phosphorus-containing anhydrides. The transcript is spliced from 25 exons. Bases 478 to 4881 code for a protein of 1467 amino acids.
UAGCAGUAUUUUAAAAUCAAUUAUUUUGUCAUUCAUCGUCUAAAAGCUAACACCAUUGAAAUAAUAUAAGAACUAGUACUUUAAGAAUCUUUCAAUAAUGAAGAAUUUGCCUAAUUUGUAAGAUAGAUCCCCUGGAGGUUAGCAACUCCAGUCUCAAGAUGCUUAAUCCAUCCUCAUCACUUAAACUGUAUAGGCCAUGAAUACCUACUAUUAUAUUUAGUAUUGAACCAGAUGUCACAAUUCAAACCAAAUGUGCUUACAGAAAAUGGUAGUGUUGCACCAAAAGGAGAGAGGAUUUUGAAUUUCCUGCCACUUGUAUGUAUCUUUUUCCCCACAAAUAUCUCAUCAACAGGAAGAGUAGACACAGAAGUCAUGAGGAGAGAUGUUGACACAUAGGGAAAGUGUGUGGCCAAAUUGAGAAGAAUAGAGCAUAUACACAGGAAGGACUCUGAAACAAGCAAAAAAAAAAAAAUCACAAUGUCUUCUACACAAUCUGAAUACAUUAUUGGUGGAGUGAAGAUUCACUUCCCUUGUAAAGCUUAUCCAUCACAGCUUGCUAUGAUGAAUUCUAUUGUUAGAGGAUUGAACAGUAAACAACAUUGUUUGUUGGAGAGCCCCACAGGAAGUGGGAAAAGCUUGGCCUUACUUUGUUCUGCUUUGGCAUGGCAGCAAUCUCUCAGUGAAAAGCCAGGAGAGGAGAACUUGAAUAAAAAGACUGAAGUACCCUUGCCAUGUUAUUGUACAUGUCAUUUGCACAACCCCACUAAUGAUAUCAGUGUUAAUGUGAACCAAGGAGCUUCAUGUUCUUUCACCAGUCCAAUCAUGGCAUCUUCCAUGAAAAAUGAAACCUCAGCUUGCCAAGAAGAUUCUACUCCAAAAAUCACGCUAGCUGCAAAAUUAUCUGCCAAGAAACAGGCAUCUUUGCUUAGUGAUGAAAAGGAUGAUUUUCAAGUAGACAAGAAAAGGAUUCGUCCCUUAGAAACCAAGCAGCAGGUUAGAAAGCGUUCUUGCUUUGCAAAGGAUAUAUGGGAUUUAGAUACAAAAGUUGUACCAGAAAGGAUUGUGAAGCCAAAUUCUCCCGUGGGAAAAAAGAUAACCUUUUCUCCACAAAAGAUUCUUGGUCCUUGUACUCGCUGUUCCUGUUCCACUAAAAGUGAGAAAAGUAAAGAUGAUGAUAAUAUAACGAAGAAAGAACAUGGGGGAAUAUGCAAGACACCUAAAAUAUUUUUUGGGACUCGUACACAUAAACAGAUAGCUCAGAUUACUAGAGAACUGCGGAGGACAGCAUAUUCUGGGGUCCGAAUGACUAUUCUUUCUAGCAGGGAUCAUACUUGUGUCCAUCCUGAAGUAAUCGGUAAUUUCAACAGGAAUGAAAAAUGUAUGGAGCUGAUGGAUGGAAAAAAUGGUAAAUCCUGUUAUUUCAAUCACGGUGUCCAUAAAAUUAGUGAACAACAUGUUCUACAGACUUUACUAGGGAUGCACAGGGCCUGGGAUAUAGAAGAUCUUGUGGGCCUGGGAAAAAAGCUAAAGGCCUGUCCAUAUUAUGCAGCUAGAGAACUAAUGCAAGAUGCUGACAUUGUGUUCUGUCCCUACAACUAUCUCCUAGAUUCACAAAUAAGGGAAAGUAUGGAUAUCAAUCUGAAAGAGCAGAUCAUCAUUUUAGAUGAAGCCCAUAAUAUUGAGGAAUGCGCACGUGAGUCAGCCAGUUACAGUGUUACAGAAGUCCAACUUAGGUUUGCCCGAGAUGAAUUAGAUAUCAUGGUCAGCAAUAAUAUAAGGAAGAAAAAUCAUGAACCCCUUCGAGCUGUGUGCUAUAGCCUCAUAAAUUGGUUACAGGAAAAUGCUGAACAUCUUGAAGAAAGAGAUUAUGAAUCAUCCUAUAAAGUGUGGAGUGGAAACGAAAUGAUCUCUCACUUCUACAAAAUGGGCAUAACUGCUGCUACCUUUUCAGUAUUACAGGGUCAUUUUACUGCUGUGCUUCAAAAAGAAGAAAAAAUCACAUCACAUAAUGGUAAAGAGCAAGUCAGAGAAAUACCUAUUGUUAGUCCUUCGACUCAGAUUAUGCUCAAAGGACUUUUUAUGGUACUGGACUAUCUUUUUAGGCAGAAUAGCAGGUUUGCAGAUGAUUACAAAGUUGCUAUACAGCAAACUUACUCUUGGACAAGCCAGAAUGAUAUUCCAGAUAAAAAUGGUUUCUUUGUUUUACCUAAAAAUAAGAAACGUUCUAGGCAAAAAAUGGCAGUCAAUGUGCUAAAUUUUUGGUGCUUGAAUCCAGCUGUGGCCUUUUCUGAUAUUACAUGUAAUAUACGCACAAUUGUUCUGACAUCUGGUACUCUGUCACCAAUGAAAUCUUUUUCAUCUGAACUUGGUGUGACAUUUGCUAUCCAACUAGAGGCUAAUCAUGUCAUUCAGAACUCACAGGUUUGGGUUGGCACUAUUGGGUCAGGUCCCAAAGGGCGGAAUCUCUGUGCCACCUUCCAGCACACAGAGACCUUUGCAUUCCAAGAUGAAGUUGGAGCGCUUCUUUUGUCUGUGUGCCAAACAGUGGGCCAAGGAAUUUUGUGCUUCUUGCCAUCUUACAAGUUACUGGACAAAUUAAAAGAACGUUGGAUACAUACUGGUUUAUGGCAUAACCUUGAGCUAGUGAAAACAGUCAUUACGGAACCACAAAGGGGAGAGAAAGUUAUAUUUGAUGAAGUGUUACAAGUGUACUAUGAUGCGAUCAAGUGUAAAGGAGACCGAGAUGGUGCCCUCCUUAUAGCAGUUUGCCGAGGUAAAGUGAGUGAGGGACUGGAUUUCUCAGAUGAGAAUGCUCGUGCUGUCAUAACUAUAGGGAUCCCAUUUCCAAAAGUGAACGAUCUUCAGGUUGAAUUAAAGAGAAAAUACAAUGACCAACAUUCAAAACGAGGUCUUUUACCCGGCCGCCAGUGGUAUGAAAUUCAAGCUUAUAGAGCCCUGAACCAGGCACUUGGCAGGUGUAUUCGGCACAAAAAUGAUUGGGGAGCUCUUAUUUUAGUUGAUGAUCGCUUCAGAAGCAACCCAGAUCGAUAUAUAUCUGGUCUUUCCAAAUGGGUUCGUCAACAGAUUAAGCACCAUUCAACCUUUGAAAGUGCACUGGAGUCCUUGGCUGCAUUUUCUAAAAAGCAUCAAAAAAUCAUUGAUGUGUCAUCUUCAGAUAAUAAUGAAUCUGUGCAAGAAGUAGCAUCUUUAAAGGAUGAGUCCUCGACAUCUUUAUUAGAAUCAACAGUUCACCUAUCACCAAAUGUUCUUCAAAAAGAUGAAAGGAAGCCUUUUGUCCAGGAACUUCAGGCUCCUAGAACGAUGGCGGUGGAAUUCAAACUACAUAGUCACCUGUGUAACAUCAUCACAGCCCAGAAUAAAAAUGAUUCAUUAUUUUUGGAAGAUUCUCCCCAGAAAAUAAAGAGGGAAAAUUUUUUAAUAUCCAGAUCCACAAGUCCAACCUUUAAUAAACAAACAGAAAGGAAUAGCUGUCCUGAAUCUAACUCUGGGAAGAAAUAUUUUAGCCCCAAGUCACUGACUUCCACACCUCUGCACAGAUUUCCAAAGAAUGAUGACUUCAGUACUUUCCCUUCCAAAAAGGAAAAGAGGGAAAGUACAGUUGAACUGUCUCUCACCAAUAGAGGCCAGUCCUCUUCCUUGUCAGGCCCACAAUCAGAAACAAUCACUUCAUUGUUAAAAAGGACUAAUGCUGAUAGUAAAAAAUAUCCUGCUGAACAGUUUCUCUGCCCUGAAGAAGCUCUGGAUAAAGACAUUGAUCUGAGUCCUAUACAUGGAGAAGCUGGAUUUUCCAAAGUAAAUGAAGAUAUUGAAUCAAAAGAAGAGGAUGAAUCUAUCUUUUUCACACCAGAACUUUAUGAUGAUGCAGAAUCCAAUGCAGAAGAAAAUGAAGAGCUACUUGAAAAUGGUGGAAUAAAUCAAAGGACUGAGAAUUCAAAUUACGUUAUAGCAGAAAAUCUUUUGGAAAUUGAUUGCACCAAAGGAAUGGGUUCAGAUUACACAGACAUGUGGUUGAUUAGAAACAUGCAAAAUGAAGAAUAUAAAGUUGACAACCUUAGUAAUAAUGUAAAGGUGGCAAAUAUAUGUGAACAAGAGCUGCAAAGGACUCAGGAAAUGGACCCUAUAGGACUGAAAGUAUUUAGAGCACGCAGACAAAGGACUUGGAAAGCUGUCCAUUGGAGAAAGGGCUUCAUUCAUGGAACUAAUGAAGGAAGGAAGGACAAAAGUAACCAGCUUUGCAAGUCAGGACUUUGCUGUAUUGCUUGUGGAGCAGAAUUAUUACCCACAGUGAAAGGAAUUCUAAAAAAAGCUUUUUCCAGAAAUGCUGAACUGAUAAAAAUCCAGAAACUCUUCUUCAAUGUUGAAGUCAGUGUCAUAGAAUCCGUUUGUCAGUGCUCAAAUGAAUUAGGUGGCAGGAAGGAAGAAGAAAAUAUGCUCUAUGUCAUCAGUGAUAGUGCUGCUCUUAGCCAUUUAAAAAAUACCUUAACAGUUUUUCAGACUACAGUGAAGAAUGAAGGAAAGGAGACAGGUUUAUCUUUAAAUGCCAUCUGGAAUAUGAAGGAAUGUUCUUUAACCAGCUACUUACAGUGUAGAAACUGUAUCAACCAGUCUCUUUUCCCAUGUCCUUUAAUAGGGGCUGAAAUAAUUGACCCUAGAUACAGUGCUGAACCCAGGGUCUGGCUGCUGCCCUCAGCAGUGCAUUGCUGCCUGUGGUUCCCCAAAUCUCUCGUCUUCACCAAGACUAGGAAGUUCCAGGGAAACACUCUUCAAAGUCAUCAGGGGCCUUGUGAGCUGGUGGAAGAAAUGGGUCAGAGACAGGAUUCUGGAAGAUCAUCCCUGGGAGAACCAUGUUUUUCUGCAUGAGAUCAUUUGGAGUCCAAAUUGAGUACUUGAAGAGUAAGGUCCUUUCUGUAAAUAAGAGAAAGCAUGUGUCUCCAUAUGAUCCUAGCUGUAGCAAGGUCAUUUUUGAGCUGGUCUGACUCUAUUUGUCUUAGGAAAUCUCCCAAACUUUUAUAGGGAAUUCGGAAAAUAUUUUUGGCCAACAGGAAAGAGAAAAUCCCGCAGCACAAAGUACAGACAUGGGCCCAGAAACUGAACAGACAGACUGCUGUAAACCCACCGUUUAAUAAGGCAUUAAAAUGCCAUCGACCUGGACACAUUUUUUUAAAGAGCUAUGAAAAUAAAUGCCAUUCAAAUAAUUAGGAUCUUAUGCUUCAGCCCUGCUUCCAUUGGUGAUCAGAGAUUUUCUCUCAGGAAUCAGAUCUGAGUCAGAUGUUCCAAAGAGGUCGUCAAGGAUCUAAACCAGCCUUCUGCGGAUGGGCCAUCAUUCAGGAUGGUCCCCUGUGCAUCUCCCAAGUGCAAAUUACUCUGCAUCAAGAAAUUCUGUCUCCCUGGACAAUAUUUUGGGACACUUGGCAUUUGGACGUUACCAAAGUAGCCUGUCAGCUUGCCAUCCUCUUAAGUAGCAGCCUUUGUGCCAAGUGGGCAAGCUCAUUAGGACCCUUGCUUUUGCCAACACCAUUUAAAGGAGAAGAGGGAGCAGAGAAGAAAGCAGACGUAGCAGCUUCGGACUCGUUGCUCCAAAAAGAAGCAAUGAGUCAUUUGAAAGCCUACGCAAAAGCAUAAAUAGGCCCCAAAUUGGGUGGAGAGCUGAAGUGGGAGGAUUUGUUUGCAAACAUAGCUGCAGGGUAGAAAGAUGUCUUUUCACCAGUUACAGCCGAAAUGAGGAAGCUGCCUCCCAGCUAUUUCCUGCCCCUGGAGCAUUUGAAUUUUCGCAGGAAAAGAGUACAGCAGUCACUUCAUUCCACCCCUGGGUAGUUAAAAUUGGGUAAAAGUUGCCACUUUCUAACUCUUUGUUUGCUCAGCUUCUAACGGCUCCAAAGUACUCAGACUACAGCAACUUGGAACAUAAAUUACUGAUUUGUCUUCUCUUUAUUGGUAAGGUAAAAAAAAAAAAAAAUCAUUUUCUUGGAAACUAUGAAAUGUUGAUUCACUGGGUAUAAAAUAAAGAACUUGAACCGGGA